GGGGAAGGCCUCCAAUUAAUAACCUCGUCUUAAUCCUUUGGACUCAUUUCCAAUCUGCGGGGCCUUGGUGACAUCUGCAACACUAAAUAAAGAUUCUCCCGAGCCUUAGCGCGGCGGUUCUGUGACAAAUAAGAAGACUAGAGGCAACUUUGGCUGCCAAGCUGCAAGAUUGGUGAGGUUGAGCCGCUUGUUUGGUUCCCAGGAGGGACCGGCAAAGUUAAAUACUCCUGGAAAAGCCGCGUCGGGCCCAGCAGGUGUGGAGCUGCGCAAAUGAGAAGCGGGUGCCGAGAUGUUCCUCAAUAAGUGUGAGGGGGAGCUGGGCGAGCUGCGGAAGCCGGGGGACGGCGAGGAGACGCCUCCAGCUGCUGCCGAGGAGGAGCAGCCCAAGAAGAAGCACCGGCGGAACCGCACCACCUUCACCACCUACCAGCUGCACGAGCUGGAGAGAGCCUUCGAGAAGUCCCACUACCCCGACGUGUACAGCCGAGAGGAGCUGGCCAUGAAGGUCAACCUGCCCGAGGUCCGCGUGCAGGUCUGGUUCCAGAACCGCCGAGCCAAGUGGAGGCGGCAGGAGAAGAUGGAGGCCAGCUCCAUGAAGCUCCACGACACCCCCAUGCUGUCCUUCAACCGGCCGCCCAUGACGGCCAACGUGGGGCCCAUGAGCAACUCCCUCCCUCUCGACCCGUGGCUGACGUCGCCCAUCUCCAGUGCCACCCCUGUGCACAGCAUCCCCGGCUUCAUGGGAGCCCCCCAGGCCCUGCAGCCCCCCUACGGAGGGCACUCCUUCCUCAACACCCCCCCGGCCAUGGCUCAGGGCAUGCAGCCCAUGGCCCCCGCGCCCUACCAGUGCGGCACCCCCUUUGUGGACAAGUACCCGCUGGAGGACGUCGACCAGAGGAGCUCCAGCAUCGCCUCGCUCCGCAUGAAAGCCAAGGAGCACAUUCAGACCAUCGACAAGACCUGGCAGCCCAUUUGAUGAACGCUCCCCACUGCUCCCUACCCCGACGGGGCG
This is a messenger RNA of Centrocercus urophasianus (Greater sage-grouse), 1012 nucleotides long. It is a transcript of the gene RAX2, whose product is annotated as retina and anterior neural fold homeobox 2. Gene Ontology annotation, biological process: positive regulation of transcription by RNA polymerase II. NCBI's taxonomy places the organism in Eukaryota, Metazoa, Chordata, Aves, Galliformes, Phasianidae. The record is from RefSeq and is a predicted model, not a curated record. The transcript has 4 exons. Gene Ontology annotation, molecular function: DNA-binding transcription factor activity, RNA polymerase II-specific; RNA polymerase II cis-regulatory region sequence-specific DNA binding. The coding region runs from base 290 to 976 and encodes 228 amino acids.